Doryrhamphus excisus (bluestripe pipefish) is the source of this 1200-nucleotide messenger RNA. The record is from RefSeq and is a predicted model, not a curated record. NCBI's taxonomy places the organism in Eukaryota, Metazoa, Chordata, Actinopteri, Syngnathiformes, Syngnathidae.
AUGAUUCAGUUUGCCAGAGACCUUUGUGGCGGCACACUUGCUGCUCGGAGCGUGUGCCCCGGGUACAGCACACCUUGGUGGCUCGAUGGCGGCUCCAAUGGUGGCUUCAGUAGGGGCUCCAAUAGGGGCUCCAAUGGCGGCUCCAAUAGGGACUCCAAUGGCGGCUCCAAUAGGGACUCCAGUGGCGACUCCAAUAGGGGCUCCAAUAGGGACUCCAAUGGCGGCUCCAAUAGGGGCUUCAGUGGCGACUCCAAUAGGGGCUCCAGUCGCAGCUUCAAUAAGGGCUCCAAUGGCGGCUCCAAUGGCGGCUCCAAUAGGGACUCCAAUGGCGGCUCCAAUAGGGACUCCAAUGGCGGCUCCAAUAGGGACUCCAAUGGCGGCUCCAAUAGGGGCUCCAGUGGCGGCUCCAAUAGGGGCUCCAGUGGCGGCUCCAAUAGGGACUCCAGUGGCGACGCCAAUAGGGACUCCAGUGGCGACGCCAAUAGGGACUCCAGUGGCGACGCCAAUAGGGGCUCCAGUGGCGGCUCCAAUAGGGACUCCAAUGGCGGCUCCAAUAAGGACUCCAGUGGCGGCUCCAAUAGGGACUCCAGUGGCGGCUCCAAUAGGGACUCCAAUGACGGCUCCAAUAGGGACUCCAGUGGCGGCGCCAAUAGGGACUCCAAUGACGGCGCCAAUAGGGACUCCAGUGGCGGCGCCAAUAGGGACUCCAGUGGCGGCGCCAAUAGGGACUCCAGUGGCGGCUCCAAUAGGGACUCCAGUGGCGGCUCCAAUAGGGACUCCAGUGGCGGCUCCAAUGGCGGCUCCAAUAGGGACUCCAAUAGGGGCUCCAAUAGGGACUCCAAUAGGGACUCCAAUAGGGACUCCAAUAGGAACUCCAAUAGGAACUCCAAUAGGAACUCCAAUAGGGACUCCAAUAGGGACUCCAAUAGGGACUCCAAUAGGGACUCCAAUAGGGACUCCAAUGGCGGCCCCAUUGGCGGCCCCAAUGGUGCCUCCAAUGGCGCCUCCAAUGGCGGCUCCAACGGUGGCUCCAUGGCGGCCCCCCCGGCUUCUCACAGCAUGUGUCCCAAUAUAGUGCACCGAGCCGGGCUACAGCAGCUGCCUCCUCCUGCUGUAUACUCUGGUUCUUACCUCCAGGAAGUGGAAUUGUGCUCGCUGUUCGAGUUCGGGGCUCCUGGUUUUGAACUGGGGAUGCAGUGA